Humulus lupulus (European hop) is the source of this 968-nucleotide messenger RNA. RefSeq names its product protein NOI4. The transcript has 3 exons. NCBI's taxonomy places the organism in Eukaryota, Viridiplantae, Streptophyta, Magnoliopsida, Rosales, Cannabaceae. The coding region runs from base 411 to 641 and encodes 76 amino acids. The record is from RefSeq and is a predicted model, not a curated record.
AUGUAUGUGUGUGGGGGGCACAACUACGUAGUUGAUAAGAAAAUAAAAAAAAAAAAAAAAAAAAGCCACCUAAGAAAUGGCUGGCUGGACAAACACACCUUCAUCACCUAACUGUUUAUUUAGGAUAUAUUAGACAUAAUUUGCCCUAACAUAUCUAUGGACUUGCCUUAAUACUCGCCUCAUUAUCUCUUUUCUCUUCUCUUCUCCGAUCCAUCUAUCUUUUCUUGAUUAAUUUUCUCUCAUUUUCCAUCUCCACCACCACCACCGCCACCAACCACCACCAUCAUCACCAUCUUCAUCUUCUUCUCCACAUACCCUUUUAUUUUCUUUGUCUGAAUCGCUCUACCAUUUUCCUACCAGGAAUUAUUAGUACUUAUUAAUCUCUAUACAAGCCCCUGCGACGUUCCCUAAUGGCAUCGCAGGACAAGGGUAGACCGUUGCCAAAGUUUGGAGAAUGGGAUGUGAAUAAUCCUGCCUCGGCUGAAGGAUUCACUGUCAUAUUUAGCAAAGCUAGAGAUGAAAAGAAAUCAAAUAAUAAUGGGACUACCUCUUCUACUACUCAAAAAAAUGAUCAAAAACCACCUCCAGGAGCAGAAACUUAUGAUUAUCCCCCAACGAAGAAAUGGUUUUGUUGUUUCUGAUCAACCAAAACAAUGAGAAAGGUGUAAUACAAUCCCAUUGAGAGAGCAGGAUUCAAUGAAUGAAUGAAUGAACGAUCAUGUGUUUAUUUCUACAUUACAAUUAUUACUAAUUAUUUUGUAAUUUUCUGAUUAUUAUUCCCUGCUUUAAACUCUUUGUUAUUACAUGAUGAUAUAUUGUGAAACCCUUCUCAUGUUUAUUCUAGCUUUUUUUUAAUGUGUAAUAUUUUAGGACAAAAGGUCAUGAUAUAUACAUAUAAAAGUAUAUUCACAUGAUGAAGUGUACUUUUUAUAUAUAUAUAGAUUGAUGAAGCUCUUUAGUUCUGGUUU